CUAGCCUCCUCUUCUACCUCUUUCCAUUCUCGCUCAGCACAACUCACCGAAGGGCCAUCUACUCCACCUUCCACCCUCACCAUGAAGCUCUCCAGCAUCGUCUUUCUCCCCCUUCUGGCGGGCGCGGUUUCGGCUGCUGCCAUCCCAGCUCCUGCUGUCCUCGCUGAGGUCGCCGUCCGCGAGGCCAGCCCUCCCCACAAGACGGUGCGUGAGGCCAGUCCUCCUCAUAAGACUGCUCCGUUCAAGGAGCGCGAAGCAAGCCCACCACACAAGACUGCGCCAUUCAAGCGCAGUCCUCCGCACAAGACUGCCCCGUUCAAGAAGGACGCCGUCGACGCCCCUUGGAAGCGUAGCCCUCCCCACAAGACCGCCCCUUUCAAGGAGCGCGAGGCUAGUCCUCCUCACAAGACGGCGCGUGAGGCUAGUCCUCCUCACAAGACGGCGCCAUUCAAGGCGCGUGAGGCUAGCCCACCCCACAAGACUGCUCCUUUCAAGGAGCGUGAAGCAAGCCCCCCUCACAAGACUGCGCCUUUCAAACGCGAGGCCAGCCCUCCACACAAGACUGCUCCGUUUAAGGAGCGCGAGGCUAGUCCUCCCCAUAAGACUGCCCCCUUUAAGAGGGACCCUAGCCCCCCUCACAAGACUGCUCCGUUCAAGGCGCGUGAGGCUAGCCCACCCCACAAGACCGCACCUUUCAAACGCGAGGCCAGCCCCCCUCACAAGACCGCUCCCUUCAAGCGUGAGGAAUAGGGUGGCCCAUCUUACAAAACUGCUUCCUCUAAACGUACCACAGUCGCCAGAGAGCCAUACAAGACAAACUCUGAGCCGAGUUCAAGAUAUUGGUUUCAAUCGAGGAUCCAGAUCGUGAAGGAAUCACUAUAUGUAUGGAGGCCAAUGGGGAGCUAUUUCCAUAUUAGAUAAGUAACGAAAGAUGUAUUUGAACUUUAACUGAACUCGAAUUAUGGAUGAGUGAUG
Molecule: messenger RNA, 975 nt
Organism: Bipolaris maydis ATCC 48331
Lineage: Eukaryota; Fungi; Ascomycota; Dothideomycetes; Pleosporales; Pleosporaceae
Source: RefSeq, a predicted model, not a curated record